AUGGUCCGGCGGUGGGUCCCGGGGGCGUCCCGGGGUUCCCGGGGGGUUCCCGGGGGUCUCGGGGCGCUGCUGGGGGCGCUGUCUGCGGCGGCGGCGGCGCUGGGGUCUCUGGGCUGGGGCUACAACCUGGGCCCGGACCAGAGCCUGCUCUUCCAGGGGCCCCCCGCCUCCUUCUUCGGCUACGCCGUCCUCCAGCACGUCCACGACAACACGCGAUGGAUCCUGGUGGGAGCUCCCAAGGCGGAUUCCAAGUACAGUACCCUGGUUAAGUCACCUGGAGCCAUCUUUAAAUGCCGCGUGCACACCAACCCAGACAGGAGGUGCACCGAGCUGGACAUGGCCCGAGGGAAGAUCCGGGGCAGUCUCUGUGGAAAGACCUGCAAAGAGGACCGAGAUGACGAGUGGAUGGGGGUGAGCCUGGCAAGGCAGCCCAAAGCCGAUGGCCGCGUGUUGGCCUGUGCCCAUCGCUGGAAGAACAUCUACUAUGAGACGGACCACAUCCUCCCUCAUGGCUUCUGCUACAUCAUCCCCUCCAAUCUCCAGGCCAACGGCAGGACCCUGAUUCCUUGCUAUGAAGAGUACAAGAAGAAGUACGGAGAGGAGCAUGGCUCCUGUCAGGCUGGGAUAGCCGGUGUCUUCACUGAGGAGCUGGUGAUUAUGGGAGCUCCUGGCUCCUUCUACUGGGCCGGAACCGUCAAAGUGCUGAACCUCACUGACAACACAUAUUUCAAGCUGAAUGAUGAAGCUGUGAAUCGGCGCUACACUUACCUGGGCUAUGCCGUGACCGCGGGACACUUCUCCCAUCCGACCGCCACCGAUGUGGUAGGAGGAGCUCCUCAGGAUGAAGGCAUCGGCAAGGUCUACAUUUUCCGAACCGACAGGCGAUCUGGAUCUUUAAUCAAGAUUUUCCAAGCAUCAGGAAAGAAGAUGGGCUCUUACUUUGGCUCCUCCUUAUGUGCAGUUGAUCUGAAUUCUGACGGUCUGUCAGACCUGCUGGUCGGCGCGCCCAUGUUUUCGGAGAUCAGGGACGAGGGGCAAGUUACGGUCUACCUCAGCAGAGGCAAUGGCAUUCUGGAGGAGCAGCCGGCCUUGAAUGGCGACAACGCUUACAACGCCCACUUUGGUGAGAGCAUAGCCAGCCUGGAGGACAUGGAUGAUGACGGCUUUCCAGAUGUCGCCAUUGGAGCUCCUAAGGAAGAUGAGUACAUGGGAGCGGUUUAUAUCUACCACGGAGACUCAGAUGGGAUUGUCCCACAGUAUUCUAUGAAACUGUCUGGGCGAAGGAUAAGCCCAACCCUCCAGAUGUUCGGGCAGGCCAUCUCGGGGGGCAUCGAUAUGGAUGGAAACGGUUACCCGGAUGUGACCAUCGGGGCCUUCAUGUCGGACAGCGUUGUUCUUCUAAGGGCCAGGCCGGUGGUUACCGUGGACAUCUCCAUCUUCCUUCCAGCCUCCAUCAACAUCACCGCUCCCCAGUGCCAUGAUGGCCAGCAGCCAGUGAACUGCCUCAAUGUGACCACUUGCUUCCGCUUCCGUGGCAAGCACGUGCCCGGAGAGAUAGGCCUGAGUUACGUCCUGACGGCCGACGUGGACAAAGAGAAGCCCCGGGUGUAUUUCGUGUCCUCGGGAGAAGCUCUGGGUCAGUUGUCGGAGAAACUGCAGCUCUCAGUCAUGGAGGAGAAGUGCCGACACUACCAAGCCCACAUCAAGCGAAGGGUAAAGGAUGUGAUCGAUCCAAUCGUAUUCGAAGUCGCCUAUAGCCUCGGGGAGCACGUGGUAGAAAAGGAGGAGAAGGAAUUGCCGGCUCUUCAACCUGUCCUCCGCUGGAAGAAGGGGCAGAAGAUAGCACAGAGGAACCAGACAGUUUUUGAGAGGAACUGUCAGUCGGACGACUGUGCGGCAGAUCUGAAACUUCAGGGCAAACUACUGCACUCCAGCAUGGAUGAGAAAAACCCUUAUCUGGCACUGGGAGCCGUCAAGAACAUUUCCCUCAACAUCUCCAUCUCCAACCUCGGAGACGAUGCCUACGAUACCAACGUGUCCUUCAAUGUUUCCCGGGAACUCUUCUUCAUCAACAUGUGGCAGAAGGAGGAGAUGGGCAUUUCCUGUGAGCUGCUCGAGUCGGACUUCCUCAAGUGCAGCGUGGGCUUUCCCUUCAUGAGAUCCAAGUCUAAGUAUGAGUUCAGCGUGAUCUUUGAUACAAGUCACCUAUCAGGGGAAGAGGAAACGCUGAAAUUUCUUGUUACCGCUCAAAGUGGCAAUAUCGAGCGGGCUGGAGCCCUCCAUGAUAAUACGCUCACCCUCUCUGUGCCUCUGGUGCAUGAAGUAGAUUCGUCCAUCACUGGGACGAUGUUCCCCACCUCCUUCGUGUACGGUGACUCUGUGGAGCCGUCCAACUUUGUUCAGCAUGAAGACAUGGAAUGCCAUUUUCAGCCCCUCAACAUCUCUCUCCAGGUUUAUAAUGCUGGACCCAGCACUCUUCCUAGAUCUGUGGUCAGCAUAUCUUUCCCCAACCGCCUCUCUGCCAGUGGAGCUGAGAUCUUUCAUAUCCAGGAGUUGUUGGUUGGUCAUGAGGGAGGAAACUGCUUUUUCCAGAAAAAUCCAACACCCUGCGUCAUCCCUCAAGACCAAGAAAACAUCUUCCACACCAUCUUUGCCUUCUUCACCAAGUCCGGGAGAAAAGUCCUGGACUGCGAAAAGCCGGAAACCCCCUGCCUCACCCUGCACUGUAACUUGAGCACCCUAGCAAAGGAAGAGACCCGCCCUGUGGCUGUCUACAUGCUGCUGAACACGGAGAUAUUAAAGAAGGACAGUUCGUCAGUCAUCCAGUUUGUGACCAGAGCCAAGGUGAAGGUGGACCCUGCCCUUCGGGUGGUGGAAGUAACCAGGGGGAACCCAGAAGAUGUGUCGGUGGUCUUUGAGGCACUGCACAAUCUGGAGCCCCGUGGGUAUGUCGUCGGCUGGAUCAUCGCCAUCAGCCUGCUGGUGGGGAUUCUCAUCUUCCUGCUCUUAGCUGUGCUCCUCUGGAAGAUGGGCUUCUUUCGCCGGAGGUACAAAGAGAUCAUCGAGGCCGAGAAGAACCGGAAGGAAAAUGAAGAUGACUGGGACUGGAUCCAAAAAAAUCAGUGACAACACCAGCCCCUGGACUUGGAGCCUCCUGCCCUAACUUGCCUGUGGUCCCGCUCCUUGUAUCUUCCAUAUGUGGAAGAAAAAAAAAAUCUUCUCCAGAUUUUUCGGAGACCCACUGAAGCCUUCUCCUUCCCACCCACCCUGCCCGACCCCCAAUCCGACCACGAGAGGGAGAGAGGCCCGAGGCAGCCCCAAAGCCGUGAGCAGACCUCCCCUACAUGGUGAACUCUGAUCUUGGGUAACCCGGAUGCCGUGUUGAGCAAUAUUUAUGAAUCCAAUUUACGUGGUGGGACCCUCAGGGGUAAAGUCUUUCCUAAAAGUAUUUUUAUAAACAUCCUCCUUUUAUAAUGAUCAUGUCUUUAUAUUUGUAGCGAAGUUUUAUCAUUUCAAUUAAAUAGCUCUAUAGUUCACUCAAGCACUGAUAUGCAGCUAAAACCUUGGAA
Messenger RNA from Tachyglossus aculeatus (Australian echidna), 3569 nucleotides. It is a transcript of the gene ITGA9, whose product is annotated as integrin subunit alpha 9. NCBI's taxonomy places the organism in Eukaryota, Metazoa, Chordata, Mammalia, Monotremata, Tachyglossidae. Gene Ontology annotation, cellular component: integrin complex; external side of plasma membrane. Gene Ontology annotation, biological process: cell adhesion mediated by integrin; integrin-mediated signaling pathway; cell-cell adhesion. Gene Ontology annotation, molecular function: integrin binding. Bases 1 to 3126 code for a protein of 1041 amino acids. The transcript has 28 exons. The record is from RefSeq and is a predicted model, not a curated record.